Dothidotthia symphoricarpi CBS 119687 is the source of this 507-nucleotide messenger RNA. RefSeq lists its product as uncharacterized. NCBI's taxonomy places the organism in Eukaryota, Fungi, Ascomycota, Dothideomycetes, Pleosporales, Dothidotthiaceae. The record is from RefSeq and is a predicted model, not a curated record. Bases 1 to 507 code for a protein of 168 amino acids. The transcript is spliced from 4 exons.
AUGCGCUUUCAAACACUCACCGCGCUGCUUUGUGCGACGACAUUGGCGGAUAAGAUUGAAUGGGAUCUCCUCGAUGUUGAAUUGCCGGCAGAAAGCCUGGAGAUGCCUGUGUUCAACUAUAGCGUUUCUGCAAACCUACCGGCGAGUGUUAUUCCGCGGGUGGUACACGAUUUGCUUGUUCUCCAGACCUCUGCUGUAAUGGAGAACCCGCGCCAGGUUGUUGCGCCGUCGACGAAAACUCGACAUGCUGCGCCGACCAGCCUGGUAUGGCAUGCGGCCCCGACCAAACCUGCUGCGGAAGCGGAUGCUGCGCCGCCGGCCGAUCCUGCUGCAGCGGAGGAGAAGGAUGCUGCGACUUCGGGACGACAUGCUGCGGUGCGACGAAAUGCUGUGACCCAGACUACUCGCAUUGUUGCGGCGAAGUUUGCUGCUCGAAUGAUCAGGAGUGCUGCGGCGAUGUGUGCUGUGAUGAGGGAUCGACUUGCGAGAUUAAGGGGCGUUGUGUGA